This is a messenger RNA of Setaria italica (foxtail millet), 2820 nucleotides long. RefSeq lists its product as uncharacterized. Gene Ontology annotation, cellular component: nucleus. Lineage: Eukaryota; Viridiplantae; Streptophyta; Magnoliopsida; Poales; Poaceae. Gene Ontology annotation, biological process: regulation of telomere maintenance. The transcript has 13 exons. The coding region runs from base 249 to 2438 and encodes 729 amino acids. The record is from RefSeq and is a predicted model, not a curated record.
ACAGGGUUGGAAAAGUUUAUAAUUAUGAUCAGGUCCGUUUCUCCAGAGCUUUUCAUACAAAACGCAACUCUUCUAGGGUCAUAAACACAAAACAACCAGCUUGCCCGUCUUCUUCCCUGACAAGUCGCGCCCCUUCGGCCCGGACAUCUUCUCGAACGUUCUCGAAACCCAACCCUCCGCCCCCUUUUCCCCCUCCUUCCACCUAAACCUCAGAUCCCGGAGCCCCAAACCGACCACCGCAGCGCCGCAUGGACCAUCCAUGGCGGUUCCCCGCCGGCGCCGACCUCUGCCCGGUCUGUUCCGCGCGUCACUUCCCCUUCUGCCCGCCGCCGCCUCUCCCGCCGCACCCGUUCCCGUAUGAGCUCCACCCGCCGCCGCCCCCUCCUCAUCCCUUCCCGUAUGACCCCCACCCGCCGCCGCCGCCGCCGAUGUGGGGCCCUCCGGCUCCUGGGCCGCAUAACCCGCACCCCUACGAGUUCGCCGGCGGGGAGGGGCCCCACAAGCGGAUGCGCGUGGGCGAGGCGCCCCCGUUCGAUCCGUACGGCUUCGCGCCCCCGCCGCCGCCGGGAAGGGCUUCCGUUGAGGGCGAUCGGCUGCUCGGCCUGAUCCGGGACCAUGGCCACAAUCCACUUCCUGGAUCGGCGUGGCGUGGCGAGCCGUGCCCGCCUGAUGCCGGCUUUGGUUAUGGAGGAGUCAGAUGCUAUCCUUCUCCGUACCCGCAGGGAGGUGAUUUUGCGAAUUUCAACCAUGCUGGAAGGUUGCCACCUCCAGUGCCUCUGCAUGAUAUGAACCAUGGCUUUGGUCAAGGUUUUGCACCGGGAGGAGGGCCUCACGAGAAGUAUCUCGACAGUGCCGAUCAUCGUUACUGUCAGUUCCACCCAGAGGAAUUGCCUGGCGUGCCACCGCCCCCUCCACUGCCUCCAUAUGCUGAGACAGAUGCUAUUCCACAGCCCCCGGAGCCUCCAUUUCCUUCUCACAGGGAUUACCGUGCCGCACCACCACGGCCGGCUGCAAAUUCGUCAUUGUUUCCUGUCCUUUCCGGUUCUCCAGCCAUGGCAGUUAUUCCACCUAGCAGUCGCACCUUGCCUCAAGCUCAGUCGAUGCCAAAUGCAAACUGCUACGACGGACACAUCAAUGAUGAGGGGCAAGGUUUGAUUUAUCGACCAUUGUCAGAGCAGCACUUGAUAGAUGGAAGGUCAGCCAAUGCACAUCAUUCUUUGGAAGAUUCCAAGGUCACAAUCAUCAAUGCAUGCGAUCUGUUCAAGCAACCACAUCGUGCUUCACGUCCUGACCAUAUUGUUAUCAUCCUCCGAGGGCUUCCAGGUAGUGGAAAGAGCUAUCUGGCAAAGGCAUUGCGUGAUCUUGAAGUUGAGAAUGGUGCAAAUGCACCUAGAAUCCACUCCAUGGAUGAUUAUUUCAUGAUUGAAGUUGAGAAGAAAUUGGAAGACAAAGAAGGCUCUAAAUCUUCUGGUGCAUCAAAAGGGAGAAGGCAGCUGACCAAGAAAGUGAUUGAGUACUGUUAUGAGCCGGAAAUGGAGGAGACUUACAGGUCAAGCAUGUUGAAGGCAUUUAAGAAGACCCUUGACGAAGGAAAUUUUACAUUUGUGAUUGUGGAUGACCGCAAUCUGCGGGUAGCUGAUUUUGCUCAAUUUUGGGCAACUGCGAAGCACUCGGGCUAUGAGGUGUACUUGCUGGAGGCACCAUACAAGGAUCCAACGGGCUGUGCUGCGAGGAAUGUGCACGGAUUUACAUUGGACGAGAUAAAAAAGAUGGCAACAGACUGGGAAGAGGCUCCACCACUGUAUCUGCAGCUGGAUAUACGGUCGUUAUUCCAUGAUGAUAAUCUCCAUGGCCACUCUAUACAAGAGGUAGAUAUGGACACAGAGGACAUUGAUGAUGCUAUUGAAACAACUAGUACCACUGCCGAAAACUCAAAGAAGGCUAUACAGGAAGCACCACAUAAUGAAUCACAUGAAGGUUUCUCAAAGCCAGGAGAGAAUUGGAAUGCAGAAGUAGAAGAUGAUCUGGAUGCCUUCAAAGAGCUAGGACAGAGUAAAUGGUCAAAAGAUUUUGAGGAUGACACUGAGAAGUCUGAAAAUGCGGAGGGAAAUACACAUGCUCUUUCUGGCCUGGCCCAGACAUAUAGCACUCAUAAGAAAAGAGUCAGUUGGGGUGAUCGGCUUGAAAAGGGUGGGUUUUCCAUUGCUGCAACUAAAAGAAAACUCUCUUCAUCAUUAGUCAUAGGGCCUGGAUCAGGGUACAAUUUGGUCUCCAAUCCAUUGGCUGAAGAUAAUUCCACAGGGAUGAAAGGGAAGACCAACAACGAGACCAAGAAAAGGUUUAGUGAGCAACUUCGUGAUGAAGGUCAAUCCUUCAGGGCAGUUUUUGACAAGAGAAAGCAGCGCAUUGGAGUUUUCGAGAAUGGAGACGAUGAGUAAUUCUUGACGGAUAAGCCUCUCAUGGCUGUCCUUGAGUUGUCCUGGAGGGGACAGGUGCAGACAGCUCGGAGUCACUGCCUUGUCGCCGCUCAUCCUCCAUUACAUCACAAUUUUGCUUCAUCCAGUGAUGUGCGGGAUCCAGAUUCUACUCUGAACCCCAUUGGCCAUUGGCAUGGUCGAUGGAGAGCAUUAGUUCCAAUAGGAUCUGUAGAUGGUAGCGAUGUGAAAAGUUACAGGGGUCUUGUUUUUCCAUAGGGCAACCCCCAAAAGGCCAUGUACCGUACCAAUUUAUCAGACACACUGGGUUGAGCUUUUCAAUUCAACCUGAUGUGGCUUCUGCAAAAGUUAAAAUCCAACCAAAGGGGUUGGCUUCCAUCCAAAA